GAGAAGUGAGCAGCCCAUUCAUCUUCCCACUGCAUCUGGGUGGAGCUGCAUCACAGACACCAUGCAGCCCCAUGCCAUCCUCCUUCUCUUCUUCUUCCCUGGGACCACGGCAGAGCCAGAGGCUCUCUUCCCAUCUCCUGCAGGCUCCCACAUGCUCAAGCUUCUCCAUUUCGCCACCUUCCAAAACAGCACCUCUGUGCUUGUGGGAGGACUGGGACUCUUGGGAGACGUGAAAAUGGGAUCUCUGGACAGCCGCACUGGGAACAUCCGCUACUACCGGCCCUGGCUGCGCCCAUCCUUGCCAAAAGGUGACUGGGACGUCAUCGAGAGCUCCAUCAAGUCAUAUGUGAGGGAUUUCAGCAGGCUGGUGCAGAUGUACACCACGGUGCCCUACCCUUUUGUCUUCCAGUCCUCCAUUGGUUGUGAGCUCCAGUCCAACGGGACCAUCAGGACCUUCUUCGACAUUGCUUACGAGGGCCAGAAUUUCCUCCGCUUCAACCUGGACGCAGGCACUUGGGAUCAGAUGCAACAUAACCAGUUGUCAGCCAAAGCUGAGCACCUGAUGGCCAAUGCCAGCACUCUCAAUGAGGUGAUCCAAGUGCUCCUCAACGACACCUGUGUGGACAUUCUGAGACUUUUCAUCCAGGCUGGGAAAGCAGAUCUGGAGAGACAAGUGCCACCCAUGGCUGUGGUCUUUGCCCGCACGGCCGGCCAAGCGCAGCUCCUGCUGGUUUGCCGUGUCACCAGCUUCUACCCACGGCCCAUCGCUGUCACCUGGCUGCGGGACGGCCGGGAGGUGCCCCCGAGCCCGGCGCUGAGCACCGGCACUGUGUUACCCAACGCCGACCUCACCUACCAGCUCCGCAGCACCCUGCUGGUGUCUCCCCAGGACGGGCACGGCUACGCCUGCCGCGUGCAGCACUGCAGCCUGGGUGACCGCAGCCUCCUCGUCCCCUGGGAGGACUCCAAGUGGGGGCUGAGUGCGGGGCUCGGGGCCCUCCUGCUGCUGGCUGCUGCCGCCGUCGCCGUAGUCUUGGUGCGGAGAUACAGGAAACGGCAGCGGGUGGACGAGGUGCGCAGCAUCCCUCUGGCGGAGCACCGGGGCACAGCGCGGGAUGGGACCGCCGCGGGGCAGUACGGGGGCUGCGACCGCGAAACGCCCGAUGAGGGGAGGGGGCACAUCUGAGUGCUUCUCAGUGCUGCACCUCGUGAGGGCACCCCUGUGCUCGCGGCCAAUGCUUCCCCAGCCCUGGUAAAGGUACCCACCUGCCUACGAGCAGCGAGCUGCACCCUCCCGUUGGCACCUUCUGCGUUUUAUUGCCCAACCACCGCCUUUAUUAACCCUCUUCCGGAGAUAUCUGUGCACAGUCCCCCCCUCCAGCGACGCCCACCAACGGCGCUGGAAACGCUGAGCAGCACUGAGCUCUGCUGUGCUCCCAGAGGAAAGCGACACUCAAACAUUGCUGUGCUCACCACGGAGGUGUGGGAGUGAGUGGGGUUUGGGUGGGACCGGGCAGGUUUGAGGUGAAUGGAGCGUGGAAUAAAUGGAUAAUUAGACCCA
Messenger RNA from Gallus gallus (chicken), 1561 nucleotides. RefSeq names its product CD1c molecule (gene CD1G). Gene Ontology annotation, biological process: immune response; antigen processing and presentation, endogenous lipid antigen via MHC class Ib; positive regulation of T cell mediated cytotoxicity. Gene Ontology annotation, cellular component: external side of plasma membrane. Bases 62 to 1186 code for a protein of 374 amino acids. The transcript has 6 exons. The record is from RefSeq and is marked provisional. Gene Ontology annotation, molecular function: lipopeptide binding; endogenous lipid antigen binding; exogenous lipid antigen binding. Lineage: Eukaryota; Metazoa; Chordata; Aves; Galliformes; Phasianidae.